AUGGAAACUCCCUCAGAACAUUUAGAAGUAGAAUUCCAUAAUAGGGACCUCCAAAGAGAAAACUUACUAAACACAGAAAGAAAACUGAGAUGUGAAAUAGGAGAGAAACUAGGCGUCGCUCUCAAUCACAGGAAGGAACUGGAAAGCUUGCUGGAGGAGGCAGAAGAGAAGAGGAGAGGGAAAAUUUACACUUGCAGCAAAGGUUCAGGAAAAGACAAGGAAGUAGAGACGCUGAGGAAAGAUGAGGAGGACCAUCAAGAACAAAUGAAGGAGAUGGAGGACAAACUGCAAAAUCUCUCCAAGGAGAGAAACAGUCUGAUCGGAGCAGUCGAAAAACAGUCGAGGGAAUGCCACCUUUUAAUUGCAGAAAAGGAGAAAGAGAAGAAUGAAAUUAGACUGUAUUAUCAGGAGAGAUUGGAUCAGAAGGACAGCGAAAUGAAGAAGCUGCAGGAAGAAUGUGAUAAAUUGAAAGAAAAUUGGAGGAUACAGGAAGACAAUAUGAUCAGGGAACACCAACGUCUCAUGGAGCGUCAAAGAAGACAGGAAGAGGCUCUGAGGGAUCAAGAUAAAUACAUGUUAAUGACGCUUCUCCAUGGCACAGCUCAGAGGAACUUCCAUCUGCAACACAUUGCACUGCAGCAUGGAAUUGAACAGGAGCGGCAGGAUGGAGGGCAAGAAGAAGACCUGUGGAUGAGAAGGGAGAAACAAUACAGGAAAUACUGCGAUGCCCAGAGUGACAGGAGCAACUACGGGAAGCAGUGGGAGGUCCUUACUCAGACGUUGACGGACCUCAUUCAUGAAGAAGAAGGAAUCCCGCAAACAACGAACGGGGAUUCUAACAAGAACUGUGAAAUUUCCGAUGGAAACCCAGAUGACAAAAUGUGUCAUCAAAGCAAUGACAAGAUAGAGCCCCAAAGAGCCGAUACUGAUGAAGAAAAUGUGGGUUGA
This is a messenger RNA of Macrobrachium nipponense, 948 nucleotides long. RefSeq names its product golgin subfamily A member 6-like protein 26. Lineage: Eukaryota; Metazoa; Arthropoda; Malacostraca; Decapoda; Palaemonidae. The transcript has 2 exons. The coding region runs from base 1 to 948 and encodes 315 amino acids. The record is from RefSeq and is a predicted model, not a curated record.